Messenger RNA from Lasiodiplodia theobromae, 1473 nucleotides. RefSeq lists its product as uncharacterized. NCBI's taxonomy places the organism in Eukaryota, Fungi, Ascomycota, Dothideomycetes, Botryosphaeriales, Botryosphaeriaceae. The transcript has 2 exons. The record is from RefSeq and is a predicted model, not a curated record. Bases 1 to 1473 code for a protein of 490 amino acids.
AUGUUACUCACGCUGUCCCAACCGACCAGAUCGGACUUUGAGUUCAAGCAUCCCCAUGAUUACCCUCCGCCCAAGGCCUACUCGCCGACCGCUCGACUUUCGCCCCAGGUGACCAGCGGCCCCAGCCCGCUCUCGCAGUCACUGCCGGCCAGUGCCCCCAGCACGAUGAGCACCUCUCAUCGCGGCCUCCCGCCGCCCGCAGCCAUGACCCUGCCGGACCCCAGCCGCACCGCCCCGCCGCCCAUGUCCGUCUCGCAGUCGCUGGGCCAGAUGCCCGCCCCGCCCGCCCAGUGGCAGGGCGCCGAGGAGUCGAUGCGCAACUGGCUGUCGGCCAAGGCCGAGGAGGACAAGAGGAAGCAGGAGGAGGAGAGGACCCGCCAGGAAUCGCUGCGCCUGGAGCAGCGCAAGAUCGAGCAGUCGAUGCUGCGCGAGUCGAUGCAGGGCGGCGUGCCGCCGCACCUCGUGCCCAUCAUCUUCGCGGGCAUCGGCGGCGGCAGCUCCGCCGGCGUCACUGUCGACUGGCUGCAGCAGUACUCGGUCCAGCUCCAGGCCCAGCAGCAGCAGGCCCUCGCCCAGGCCCAGGUGUCGCCGGACAUGCGGAGGGGAGAGCAGCGCGUCAUCAAUCCCGCCCCGCCGGCCGUCUACGCGGGCGCGCCGCCCGUCGUGGGAGCACUCCCAGGCCAGGCCCCGCCGGCCCAGCCUGCCGCCGGGCCCUUCUCAGCGCCCACGUACGCGCCGGUGGGCGGCAUGUCGCCGCGAGCGCGGGCGGCGUCCAACUACCCCCAGCACCCCAAGCCGCCGGCGCACUCGCAGCUGCCCCGGCUCACGACGAACGAGAUGCAGAUCCAGCCGCCGCCGCAGGCGCAGACGCUCAGCACGAUCCAGCAAUCGCAGCAGGAACAACCGCAGACGUCAUCGCCCUCGAUCUACUUUCACCACUGGGUGCCCCCCACCACCCAGUCCAGCUCCGGUACGAAUCCUUCCGCGACGCCGUCAGACUACGCGAGCUCGCCCAAGAAGCGUAAGGCGCAGGGAGCGCACCAGGCAGCACCGGCGCCCACCUCUGCGCCGCAAUAUACCUCGCCCUCGUUCUCGCAUGUCUCGGGCUCAUCAACGUCAACGCCAGGCCGGCGAGGUCACGCACGGACCCGCAGCGACCAGUCGUCGCGAGGGUACGCAACUGAGCAGACGCAGUACACCGGCCGGAGCAGGGCCGGCACGCACACGGGUGCCGAAUCGAGCUCAUAUUCCGACCGGCAUGCAAGCCACGAUGCUCACCGACGAGGGGAGCAGCAGCAGCAGCAACCGCUCCAGGCGCCGCACGGCGCCGAGGAGCGUGGGAACCAUGGCAGCGACGGCGAGGGCUCGGAGAGGUCCUCGCUAGUCCAGCGUGAAACGCGGCCGUCAGUACAAGCGUCCCAGGGCUCGCGUCCCAGCACGCCGAAGCGGGAAGCGGGGGCUGGCCGGCCAUGA